Sceloporus undulatus (fence lizard) is the source of this 1351-nucleotide messenger RNA. RefSeq names its product ciliary associated calcium binding coiled-coil 1 (gene CABCOCO1). Bases 67 to 972 code for a protein of 301 amino acids. The transcript is spliced from 8 exons. The record is from RefSeq and is a predicted model, not a curated record. NCBI's taxonomy places the organism in Eukaryota, Metazoa, Chordata, Lepidosauria, Squamata, Phrynosomatidae.
CAAAGAGUUAGAGCGGCCAUUUCCCCCGAAGCCUGUUCCGUUUCCUCGGCAACGGGGAGAGACGCCAUGGCGUCCAAGGAGAAGGCGAGGGAGAGGGAGAAGGAGAGGGAGGGCGCCGCCUCCGCUGCCCCUGGGCCUUGGCCCCUUCAGGAAGAAGAAAUCAUUGCUAAAGAUGAGACAAUGGCUUGGAAAUUUCUGUCCCUUGAAGAGGUUACCAUACUGUUGGAACAAGAUAUAGUAGGAGUUCAAAAAGCCUUAGAAGAGUUUCUCAAUUUGAAACAUCGUUUGACAUCACUGAAAGAGGCUGUGAUAUUGGAUUAUUACAUCUCAGGAUUCUGGUGGGCUAAAGCAUUAGAAUUCACAUCUGUGCAACUUGGAGGCUUCCUGACUCUGUUAAAUUUGUUGUUGGAGAAUGUUGACACCAAACAUAUGACACUGGAACAGAACAUCCAAGAACUUGGAUAUGCAAUGGCUGGAAUUGGAGAGUGUAAUUCUGUGAAAAGUGGUGGGUUUGAGUUCUUCACUGUAGACCAGGCCAAGGCUAUAAUAAAUUAUUUGAAGAUCAGCUUAUUUCAACAUUAUACUCUGUAUCAGUAUCUUUUCCACAGUCCCAGGGAAGAACUUGUGAUCGGAGAUGAGAACAUUGUAGAACUAGUGAAGCCUGCAGACAGCCCUUUCUCAGCUCCCUUGGAAGAAGGUCUUCCUUAUGACAUUUAUUCUAAAUUCAUUGCAUUGGUCCCAGGGAAAGAGGAGGAAAUCAAGGAGAUGGAUGGAGACAUUCACUCAGAAGAGGAACCCAAAGCUGAAAGUGAGAUAGAUCCUUUGGUGGGUUACACCAUAGAGGAUGUCCAGUCAGUGCUUGGUGAAAUUACCAAUGAAAUAAUUGCCAAUGUUCAGUCUGAGAUAAAUGAAAAGCUGCAAAUACAAGAAGAGGCCUAUUCUGCAAGAAUAGACAAGCUAAAGAAAAUUUGAAGAAGCAGAGUGAUGAUGGUGCUUCACACAGAUAAUCUAGAUGUGUUUUAUUUCUGAAGGUCAGCAUAAUUAAGUCAGUGUCUCAUCAUCCAGAAAACAUUGUUCUAAAAUGUCUAAUACAACAACUUUAUGUAUUAUGUAUAUACUGAAUGUUAAAUUAAAACUGAAAAGAAAACUGAAUCUUCCCUCAAAGCAAUUUUAUGGUUUGUCAUGCUUUGUAAAAUCGGAAUAUCAUGUGAUUUGUGAAUAAUUUCCCCAUGUGUGUGAUAGUGGAAAACAUGCAAAGUAUCAAGGGUAUAAAAAGUUUCUAACCUGUUAGCAGUCAUAAACCUUUUUCAUAUCCAUAGGGUGAAACACACAAGCAAAAUAAAGCGGCUUU